AGUGAAGGUUUAUUUCCCACUGAAGGGUUCGUGGAAGAAGAUCAAUUUUUUUUUUCAAUGGAUCCCAAAUAUGCAGGAGAAACCUUCAAGCAUCUGGAGAAAGAAAGUGAACUACUCUCAAAUGCCCAUAAAGCAAUGUCGGAUGAAUUGCACAGGCUUCAGGUUGAGGAAGAAAUGCUGAUGCGCAAGUUACAUGAACUUAUUUCUCAUACUCUAACUAAAAAGAAGGGCUUAAAUGAUAAUGCUGAGGAAAGGCAGAAUGACCGGGAAGGAGCACGGGUCGACAUGACUACUGGUGCUGAUGAAAGGCAGAAUGACCAGGAAGGAGCACUGGUCGACAUGACUAAUGGUGCUGAUGGAAGGCAGAAUGACCUGGAAGGAGCUGUCAUUGACAUGACGAAAGGUGAUCACUAAUGUAUAAGUGAGAUAGGUAUCUGAUCCCUAGGCUAUCUGUACAGAAAUCCAUUGUUAGCCUUACACUUUCAGUAUGCCAUUUUUGGUCUCACAUUGCCGAUGCUUUUAGAUUGCUUCUCACAUAGAUCUCUCAGCUACGUAGACAGUGAUAUAUGUUUUUUGAU
Solanum verrucosum is the source of this 578-nucleotide messenger RNA. RefSeq lists its product as uncharacterized. NCBI's taxonomy places the organism in Eukaryota, Viridiplantae, Streptophyta, Magnoliopsida, Solanales, Solanaceae. The record is from RefSeq and is a predicted model, not a curated record. The coding region runs from base 58 to 414 and encodes 118 amino acids. The transcript has 4 exons.